GUUGGGAAGUCCAUGGGGCCUCUGCAGUUUUGCCAGGCUAGACGCACCACCUCUAGAACUCAGUUCUCAGGGACCAAGUUGCAAAUACCUGUGAUAAGAUUGCAAGGGCCAGAGAAGAGCUUGAAGCCAUCUACUCUGCCUCCCCUCCGACAAGCCAAGGGCCACAGCAAAAGCAAAACGAAGAGUCUGACUAAAAUCCAACCAGUGGUACAGUCCCAGGCCUCUGUAGAGAUGGCAAACGCAACAAAGACUUCACGAGGACUUCGAAAAAGGGACCACACGCACCAUGGGAAAGUGCAGGCCAAGGUCCGGCUGAUGAGGUCGAUGCUUCGAAACCAGCGGACCUCGCUCCAGGAGCUGUACAGUCACGAAGGCUACCUCAGCAAGCUCAACCAGGAGCUGAUCAAGGCUAUCUUGGACACUGAGGAUAGCAUGGCCUUGAGCGUGCGUGAAAUGCUACAGCAGCAGAGUGUCCUCGGGAAUAUCAUCGACAUCUUGGAGUACUCAAACAAGAAGCGGGUGCAGCAGCUGAAGUCUGAGCUCCAGGAGUGGAAGGAGGAGGAGGAGAGCAAGACAAACAGCCUUCAGUGGGAGGUGGAUCAGCUGAACGCUGAGAUCCAGAAGGACAGCGAGGAGGUGAAUUUCCUGAGCACCUACAUGGAUCAUGAGUAUCCCAUCAGGUUGGUUCAGAUCGCCAACCAUGUACGCCAGGUGCAGCAGGCAAAGGACAGCCAGCAGGACGAGCUGGACAACCUUAGGGAUAUGCGUGAAACCGUUCUGGCCUUUUUCUCCAACAUACUUAAAGAGAAGAAGAAGAAAAUCUUGGAGUCUCUGGUGGUGAAUACCCAGAAACCCCAUGAGAACAUUCUUCUGCUAAAGACCCGGGACAGCUGGCGUCUGCGGAGGUGCAAUGGCUGGUUCAGAGAGCUUAUUGAACAGCUGAAAGAAGAGAUUCCCAUAUUACUCUCGGAGGUGGAGCAUAUGUAUGCAGAAGUCUGGAACCCACGGGAGGCCGUUUUUAAGGAUGUUCUGCUUCAGAGACCCAAGUGCACCCCAGACAUGGCUGUUGAACUCAACAUUCCUUUGCAGGAGCCAUUUCCCUUCUAGACGGCAGUGUCGCCUCCUCUCUUCCCAGGGUUUCGUCUGUUGACUUACAAGCUGGUAUCUCUGUUAUGAAUUUGACCCACAGCCCUCCUCUACCCUUCUCCCUUGCUGCUUGGACGAGGCAGGAAUUCCAAGUCCAGCCUGCUUGUUCCUUGGUGCCAAUAAAGCUGUGUUUGU
Arvicanthis niloticus (Nile rat) is the source of this 1281-nucleotide messenger RNA. NCBI's taxonomy places the organism in Eukaryota, Metazoa, Chordata, Mammalia, Rodentia, Muridae. The record is from RefSeq and is a predicted model, not a curated record.